This is a messenger RNA of Saprolegnia diclina VS20, 843 nucleotides long. Its product is annotated as translation initiation factor 4E. Gene Ontology annotation, cellular component: cytoplasm; eukaryotic translation initiation factor 4F complex. Lineage: Eukaryota; Oomycota; Saprolegniomycetes; Saprolegniales; Saprolegniaceae. Gene Ontology annotation, molecular function: translation initiation factor activity; RNA 7-methylguanosine cap binding. The record is from RefSeq and is a predicted model, not a curated record. Bases 1 to 843 code for a protein of 280 amino acids. The transcript has 6 exons. Gene Ontology annotation, biological process: translational initiation.
AUGGCGGACGCCGAAGGAGAGACCGCGAUCCAGAACUCGUACUGCUUCUGGUACAUGAAGAAGAACACGGGCGGGAAGGCGGCGCUGGAUGACCAGGAGAGCUACGAGAAGAGCAUCAAGGAGCUUGGCGAGUUCAAGACCGUGCAGGGCUUCUGGCGCCUGUACAACCACCUCAUUCGGCCCAACGAUCUCCCCAACACAACCGACUACCACCUCUUCAAGACGGGCAUCAAGCCCAUGUGGGAGGACGCGGCGAACCGUCGUGGCGGCAAGUGGAUGAUUCGCAUUCGCAAGGGUGUCUCGUCGCGCUACUGGGAAGACCUCGUGCUGGCGAUCAUUGGCGAGCAAUUCGACGUCGGCAACGAGAUCUGCGGCGCCGUCAUGUCCAUUCGGUACAACGAGGAUAUCAUCUCGCUUUGGAACCGGAACGCCGACAACAACGAAGCCUGCUACAGAAUACGCGAUACCAUGCGCAAGCUGCUCAACUUGCCGCAGUUUGUCGUGCUCGAGUACAAGCGCCACGACACGUCGCUCAACGACAACUCGAGCUUCCGCAACACGACGGUGUGGCGCACGGGCGAGAAGGGUGUCCGCACGACCGACGAGAGCGAGGCCACGCCCACAGGCGAGACGCCGAGCGCCCACCCACGCCAUACGCGCGAGAGCGGCCAUCGGUCGUCCAACAUGGACCGUACCAACACGUCCCGGGGCAAGCAGCGCGAUGGCAACGCGACGUCGACCCGCGGCGCAUGGACGCGCGACCCGACGGUCCGCGAGCAGCCAAAGAAGAACCGGUCGAGCAGCUUUUCGCAAGACGAAGACGGGUGGCAGACGCAGCACUAG